AUGUUGUUGGAAUCGCACAAUCUGGACACGGUGGUGGGCAUAGUCGUUGCUCUCGUUACUGUUGGUGCAGCCACUGCCUAUUACUUCUACAUCAAUAACAAACCCAGAGGUUGCUUGGACCCUGAAAAUUUUAAGGAAUUCAAGCUUGUCAAGCGUACUCAGCUCAGCCAUAAUGUGGCCAAGUUUAGAUUUGCCCUACCAACACCAACAUCAGUGUUGGGGCUUCCAAUUGGACAGCAUAUUAGUUGCAGAGGAAAGGAUAGUCAGGGUGAAGAAGUUAUCAAACCAUACACUCCAACAACUUUAGAUUCAGAUGUUGGAUAUUUUGAACUAGUUAUAAAGAUGUAUCCCCAAGGAAGGAUGUCCCACCAUUUUCGGGAGAUGCGCGAAGGUGAUUAUCUGGCUGUGAAGGGGCCCAAGGGGCGAUUCAAGUAUCAACCUGGCCAAGUUAGGGCUUUUGGGAUGCUUGCUGGAGGUAGUGGUAUUACUCCUAUGUUCCAGGUUACUAGAGCCAUACUAGAAAACCCGAGUGACAAAACCAAUGUGCAUCUUAUUUAUGCCAACGUCACAUAUGAAGACAUUCUUUUGAAGGUGGUGGAGGCAACCUUAAGUAUCAUAGGAAUUAUAUUCAUGUAUACAUUAUACAGAGGAAUAUAUUGGAAAAUUUGUGAAGAGCUAGAUAGUUUUGCCAGUAAAUUUCCCAACCGCUUUACUGUUUAUUAUGUCCUGAAUCAGCCACCAGAAGGAUGGGUUGGUGGAGUAGGGUUUGUAUCCAAGGAGAUGAUUCAAGCACAUUGCCCCUCACCUGCGCCUGAUGUUAAAAUACUGAGGUGUGGUCCACCACCCAUGAACAAAGCGAUGGCUGCUCACGUUGAUGCUCUUGGAUACACUUCCGAGAUGCAGUUCCAGUUCUAA
This is a messenger RNA of Ilex paraguariensis (yerba mate), 915 nucleotides long. The record is from the annotation of a GenBank genome assembly. NCBI's taxonomy places the organism in Eukaryota, Viridiplantae, Streptophyta, Magnoliopsida, Aquifoliales, Aquifoliaceae.